GAUCCUUAUCAUGGUACAAUAGUACUAGCAACUGUGAAAGGAGACGUACAUGAUAUUGGCAAGAACAUUGUGGGAGUCGUUCUGGGCUGCAACAACUUCAGAGUUAUUGAUUUAGGAGUCAUGACUCCAUGUGAUAAGAUAUUGAGAGCUGCUGUUGAGAACAAAGCAGAUAUAAUUGGCCUAUCUGGUCUCAUCACCCCUUCUUUGGAUGAAAUGAUUUUUGUCGCCAAGGAAAUGGAGAGAUUGGCAAUAAAGAUUCCUUUGCUGAUUGGAGGAGCAACUACUUCUAAAACACACACAGCUGUUAAAAUUGCCCCACGAUAUAGUGCACCUGUAAUUCAUGUCCUGGAUGCAUCCAAGAGUGUUGUGGUUUGCUCCCAGCUCUUAGACAAAAGUUUAAAGGAUGAUUUCUUUGAAGAAAUAUCAGAGGAAUAUGAAGAAAUUAGACAAGAACACUAUGAGUCUCUCAAGGAGAGAAGAUACUUGUCUCUACAGCAAGCUAGAAAAAAAGGUUUCCAUAAUGACUGGUCAGGCCAUAAACCAGUUAAACCGAAAUUAAUUGGCACAAAAGUCUUUGAAGAUUAUGACCUGAAUAGACUGGUGGAAUACAUUGACUGGAAGCCUUUCUUUGAUGUCUGGCAACUUAGGGGAAAGUAUCCCAACCGGGGUUUCCCUAAAGUCUUUAAUGAUAAAACUGUAGGUGAAGAAGCAAAGAGAGUUUAUAAUGAUGCUCAAAAUGUACUGAAAACAUUGAUUAAUCAAAAGAAAUUACAAGCCAGAGGUGUGGUUGGGUUCUGGCCAGCUCAAAGUGUUCAAGAUGAUAUCCAUUUAUAUGCUGUAGAAGAGGCAGUGGGAUCUUCAGAACCAAUAGCAAAAUUUUAUGGCUUGAGGCAACAGGCUGAAAAGGACUCUGCCUGCACGGAUCCGUAUUACUGCCUGUCUGACUUCAUAGCACCACUGGAUUCUGGCGUUUGUGACUACUUGGGCCUGUUUGCUGUGGCCUGCUUUGGUGUAGAUGAAUUAUGCAAUGAAUUUAGGAAACAGGAUGAUGAAUACAACAUCAUAAUGGUAAAGGCUCUUGCCGAUCGGUUGGCAGAGGCAUUUGCUGAGGAACUCCAUGAAAGGGUUCGAAGGGAAUUCUGGGCUUAUUGUGGUACUGAGCAGCUAGAUCUCACUGACCUACGCAGAAUUAAAUACGAGGGAAUUCGCCCUGCGCCUGGAUAUCCAAGCCAGCCUGACCAUACAGAAAAACUCACCAUGUGGAAACUUGCAAACAUUGAGGAAACAACAGGAAUUGGUUUAACUGAAUCACUAGCAAUGAUACCUGCUUCUGCAGUUUCUGGCCUUUACUUUUCCAAUCCCAAAUCGAAGUAUUUUGCUGUUGGCAAGAUAUGUAAAGAUCAGGUCGAAGAUUAUGCACGGAGAAAAAAUUUGUCUGUGGCAGAGGUGGAGAAAUGGCUGGGACCCAUUUUGGGAUAUGAUACUGAGUAACUGUGACACCUGUGGGCGAAUGUUUUCUUUUGAUGUUCUAUUUGCCAGA
Tauraco erythrolophus (red-crested turaco) is the source of this 1540-nucleotide messenger RNA. The record is from RefSeq and is a predicted model, not a curated record. Lineage: Eukaryota; Metazoa; Chordata; Aves; Musophagiformes; Musophagidae.